GCCACACGUGGACCCUUCCCAUUAGCGGAGGACGGUGCUUACUGAAUGGACCAAAAAGUACACACUGCUAAGUACACGCCUCGUCUACUUCCUCUCUUCUCCAACUGAAGCGAGUGUUCAACAAAAGUGGCGCACGUAAAGGCAGCCCGGCGAGAGCACUAACCCACCACGCCUUCUUCUGGCUCCUUCCACUCGAUUACCUCUACCCGGAACAUCCUGUCCUUUGUACGGGCACAAUGACGGCCAAGCAUCGGAAGGGGAAAAGCAACCACAAACACGAAGAUGACAAUUUAAAAAGUGAAGUCCCCGAAUCAAAAGUCCACGCAGGGGGGAAGAGCUACACGCUUGUGUUCUUUUUAUGCCUCGUCGUUGUACUCGGCGGGUCCAUUGGAGCUUGGUUUUGCUACCAGCAGCACCAAACUUUGAGCCACUUGACAGACACCUUCAUGAGCAUGCAGAUGAAGGUGGCCCAGCUGCAGUCGCAGGAGACCAUGCGACAGACAAGUGAUAAGGUGCAGAUGUUGUCAGAUGGUCUGGAAAGUCGACUCAGUGCCCUGGAAGAGUCAUACGCAGAGGCCCAAAAACGGGUGGGUGAGGCCUUGGCUACCGCAGAGCAGCUCAAGACAUCAGACCUACCUGCUCAGGUGCUGUCGCUCCACACCGAGAUGAAAUCACGUCUGGCUGACAUCCAGCAGACCACUGUGUCAAUGGAGCAGCUGGGCCAGCUGCAGGCAGUGCUACAGGGGAAGGCAGAGGAGUAUGAGGGGGUCAGACUUCAGAUGGAGGGCCUAUCUCAGCAGGUCCAAACUCUUACGGGGCGCCUGGAGGAAGCAGAUGCCAAACUGGAAGAGGUUGUCCUUUUGAAAGACACCCUGAAGAAACAGGCUGCACAGAUACUUGACCUGAAGUUGCAACUGGACUCGUACCUGACCCAGCUGGAGACCAACACAGCAGAGAUGGUGACUCUCCGAGAAUUGCUGCCGAUUGAACACGCCAAGCAGGCCGAUGUGGAGGAACAGAUCAAUGCAGUUCGAAUCAGUAUUCAGGAUCAGAACUCCGCCGCCCAAAGCCUUCACUCAGAACUCAGAGCUCAGCUGGACAACCUACAGAGGCAGGUCACGCAGAUGGUGGAUAAUGACCAAGCUAUAGCUGAACCUGAGGAACAAACAGAUCCUGUGGAUGGAGAAGAGGGGCAGGAGGAGGAGCAGGCCAGCCUAGUGGACACAGAGCCUGAGUCAGAUGAGGCGACGGAACAAGUACUUACCUUUUCAGAACUGGUAGAAACCGAGGCAUCACACACAGAAGAGGAGGAGCCAAGUGUGGAAGAGCAUCAGAGCGAUGGUGAGGAGCAACUGCUGGUUAAUGAGGAUGACUUCAAACCAGAGGAGGAGGUGGCUUCAGAAGGGGAGACUGGACAGGAGGAGGAGGAGGAGGGAAUAGUUGAUGCUGAGGAAGUUGAAUCAGAAGAAGAGUGGAAUGAAAGGAUUGAUGCAUAAGGCAAUUGAUGUCACCAGAGGAUUUUCAUGCAUCCACCAAGAAGGAACUCCCUCAUACUAUAGUGACAGUUUGCCAACUAUAGCGGUAUCAGUGCUUUCUGCUCGUGCAGGAUACAUCAUGUGACACGGGUGCUCUUUGAAAGACAGCAAGUCAGAUGAAUUCAGCCACUAAACUGAAGCUGCAUUACAAGAUUUCAGGUUUACCUCAAAAGCCUUAUUCUUGAACAAAAACACUUUCUGUCUUUCAAGUGAGUAUUUUGUACUGCUUCAACAAUCUGGAUCGUGCACUAUACUUUAAAACGAAAUACAUUUUGUGAUCAACUUGAAGCCACAGGGGUAUUGUCUUGGUGCCAUUGAAAUGCUUUAUUUUUGUGUGCCUGCUUUGUAUGUGUGAAGAUUAAAAAAAAAAAAGAUCACAGAAAGUACCUUAUUUCACCAGAAGAAAAAUAGUGUGGCACAUUGAAGAAAUUUGGCAAAUAGACAUCUCGGAUACAGCUGCAGUUACUGAAUAUUUGUAGGACCUUUUCAUAUUUGUUUUAUCACUGCCUGCAUAUUUUUUGCACCUUUUUCACAGCUGCAGUUUCUAUGCAAUUUACCAAAUUGCAUGGUGUUUGUGAUGGUUAAAAGUGUGUACAAAUUCAGUCUUGAGAUAUAACACGUUUGUGCAUUAAAUUACAAAACAAGCUACUGUUUCGGUGUGUUGAAGGAACUUGGACAUAGAGCUUCUCAGGGACGUGUUCUUCUGAUAAAUGCGUGUUGCUCGUAUAAAUAUGCAUGACUAAUGGGCAGACAAACUGUUAACACUGAGAGAUGCUCAGAGGGUUGAAAAAAAUGUCUGUUUGGUACUUUUUCUUUUGUAUUACAGUACUCUUGUACUUACUCUCACCGACUGGUGACAUCACAUGACUCUUCAGGAGACUCUGGAGUUAACUGGAACGAUGCAAGCCAUCACCAACUAUGCAAUGCAGAAAAAGCUGUGAUUUCGGUAAAUUCAUGUUUCUGAAAUAUGGAUUGCAGUAUUGCUUGUGGACGUUGCUGCACAUCUUUACUCAUUGUCUUUAAAAUAAAGUCAAUUGUUCACUUUGUAAA
Molecule: messenger RNA, 2585 nt
Organism: Dunckerocampus dactyliophorus (ringed pipefish)
Lineage: Eukaryota; Metazoa; Chordata; Actinopteri; Syngnathiformes; Syngnathidae
Exons: 5
Coding region: 237-1496 (419 amino acids)
Source: RefSeq, a predicted model, not a curated record